This is a messenger RNA of Panicum virgatum (switchgrass), 2167 nucleotides long. Its product is annotated as AT-hook motif nuclear-localized protein 7-like. Lineage: Eukaryota; Viridiplantae; Streptophyta; Magnoliopsida; Poales; Poaceae. The record is from RefSeq and is a predicted model, not a curated record. The coding region runs from base 1047 to 1991 and encodes 314 amino acids. Gene Ontology annotation, molecular function: minor groove of adenine-thymine-rich DNA binding. The transcript is spliced from 9 exons.
GCUCGGUCCGGCGGGCUGAGGCCCACUAGGCCAUCAGACGGCAACCUCUCGACGGCGGACCGCAAGGAGCCGGCCGACCGCCGACGAGCCGGCGGCGACGUCGAUCGCCUCGCGCUCGGCGCUAGCGGCACUGCUCGCCAACCUUGUCCAGCGCCGGCUGAUUCCGCCCCGGUUUCCUCGCUCUUUCCUCUGAACUGGCUCCGCCUCCUUCCCUGACGGACGCUUCGGCGCCUCACCUCGUUCGUCAGUCCUCCGGCACAGCAUGCUCUGCCUUCCUGUCGGGAUGUGCGGUUUAUAGCCUCCAGUUAUUGCUUCCAGGAUCAUAGUUAGGGAAUGAGCCAAUACGGAAUUCGUGAUGAGUUGAUGACAACAAAUGUCUGCUCCCUUUUUGUUUCUGCUAACCUGGAGAUUAGGUAAUCACAUGACUUCAGUUUGUUUAUAUUUUCUCACAUGUUGCUUGUAGUGUGCCCUACGGUAUCACCUUCAGUGGUCACCCUCAUGCUUCAGACCUCAACUACACAGAGCUCAGUUUCAGAAUUGGGAGCUAUGAAUCAGUAAGUUAAGAUGACCCAUGUCUAUUCGUAUGAUGCAAGAUCAAUCAAUAGGAAUUCCUUGUAUAUCUUUUCCCAAACGGCAAACAGUACAUUACUUAGCAGGUAUGCAUAUUCUGAUGUUUAAGCAUAGUUUUUCUUUUUGUGUAAACAAUGAACAUGCAACAGUUAAUGAAAUCUUCUUUUUUUCGCGACCGGGACUGAGCACGUUUUUCAUUAAGAGGUAGAAGAAACAAAGUUCGUUACAAAGGAGAUAAGGAGCAGAGGUCCUUACUCCAAAGAAAAAACAUCUAGUUCUAUUACACGCCUAACAUUUGGCGACCAAGAUCUCUACCACAAGCAGCUACGAAGAAACUCAGCUGCCUAAAACGAGCUAGCAACCAAGAUAGAGCUUCUUCCUCCAGACAUGCUAACAGCUCAGGGACUGUUUUGAUUUUGGAAUCAAAAGUUCUUCUGUUACGCUCAUUCCAUAUCAUCCAAGAGGUGAGGAUAACUAUGGAAUCGAAGCACAUUCGAUCCGCCUUUGCCACUCGCUUGCGAGAAGUCGUCCACCAAUCUGCGAGCGGAUGUUGCGGAAAUUUUCUGCAGCGGCCUGCGGCCGUGCACCUUCGGAGUAACUCCUACAGACCUACAAGCUACAGCUGUGCACACUCCCAUGAUUUUCCCAAAACGCCCAUGCUUCGAUCUUAUCCCCUCAGCUGGACAGCUGUGAAAUGUACAGGUGCUGGUGCUGCAAAUUUUGGGGAAAGGUAUGCGCUGUCAGCUGGAGGGAGUUUCACACCUCAUGUCAUCAUCGUGGGUACUGGGGAGGAUGUGGCGGCGCGCAUAAUGUCGUUUUCUCAGAAUGGUCCACGCUCGGUUUGCAUCCUCUCUGCCAAUGGGACAAUAUCUAAUGUAACAUUGAGGCAGCCGGAUACAUCUGGUAGCACCUUCACCUAUGAGGGCCGUUUCGAGAUUCUGCAACUGAUGGGCUCCUUCACAAUGGCUGAGGAAGGCAGGAGGAGAACUGGUGGGCUCAGCGUCUCCCUUGCUGGCCCUGAUGGCCGUGUAGUUGGCGGUGUCGUGGCCGGGAUGCUGCGUGCUGCCAGCCCUAUACAGGUGAUCGUGGGAAGCUUCCUGCCCAACAGCUUGAAGCAGCAUCAGAGGAGGAUGAGCCUGCAGCAACAAGCAUCCGCUAUCCCGGCACUGCCGGCACCACCGGUGCCCCCUCCGGUCCUCACAGCCGCAACGCCAAUUUCCCAGGCAUCUCCCGGCAACGGCUUCCACGCGCCGCCGCCCUCAGCCGCCAUGCCGCCGCAGCCCCACGCCAGCACAGAGGAGCACGGCGCCAUGAACCUGAACGCGACGGGGUUCACCAUGGUCGGCUGGCCUGCGAGCUCACAGCCGGCGGCGCGCAGAGCUUCCCCUGACAUCAACGUCAGCCUGACUCCCCAGGAGUAGUGGAAGUGAUUGCCAUUUUUUUUGUCGCCUGAUCCCUGACACAUUUUGUAGGGCAUGGCACUUGAUUGAUGCCCAUGGGUGGGGAGAAACUGAAGCUAGAAUGAUGAAGUAAUGUUAAUCUAGACAUGAUCAGUAGAACGUGGUAGAUGCUCUGAUGGACUAAUCUGUUUCUCUUC